Messenger RNA from Pelobates fuscus (common spadefoot toad), 2470 nucleotides. It is a transcript of the gene DPY19L3, whose product is annotated as dpy-19 like C-mannosyltransferase 3. The transcript is spliced from 19 exons. Gene Ontology annotation, molecular function: mannosyltransferase activity. Bases 286 to 2424 code for a protein of 712 amino acids. NCBI's taxonomy places the organism in Eukaryota, Metazoa, Chordata, Amphibia, Anura, Pelobatidae. Gene Ontology annotation, cellular component: nuclear inner membrane. The record is from RefSeq and is a predicted model, not a curated record.
AGUGUAUGGCAGGCAGGAGGGAGUCCCCCGCAGUAAGCACACACCGAGCUGUCUGACUCCGGCCCCGGCUCGGCUCUCACUGCCCCGGCACCUCCUGCUCCCCACCACCGGACAGCCUGGCCCCUCCGACGGCGCUGGGCCUGGGAUAUACCGCGGUCUGGGCCUAGAGUGGGGACCAGAGCAAGCAGCUCGCGCUGCCCGACGUUCUAUCGCCCUGUCCCCGGGCUGGAAUCAGGAGAGCCCGCUGACUAAGUUAAGAAAUAAUAUGCAAGAAACAUUAUUACAAUGACAACCGUUAGACAGCGAAAGCGGGUAAACUCCUCCGACACAAGUCACCAGGGACUUCAGGCUGAGAAACACACCAGGCAACAUGUGAAGGGACAUUCCGGUACAACAGCAUGGUGGAUUUUAACUCAAGUAAUUUUAGGGACCCCUGGAUUGGGCCUUGGGCUGGUAACCACUUUCUAUGUGGCUACCCUCCAUGAAAAUGAUCUGUGGUUCUCAAGUAUAAAGGAAGUGGAGCGGGAGAUCUCCUUCAGAACAGAGUGCGGCCUGUACUAUUCUUACUAUAAGCAGAUGCUCCAUGCCCCGUCAAUCAAACAAGGUAUCACUGACUUAAUGUAUGACAAUCGGACAGAAUCCAUGAGAACCAUUAAUAUUCUGGCUCGAAUGAAUGUGUACCAAGAAGUUCUCCUAGCUGUACUGUACAGGAGUUUGCCAUUUUGGACCUAUUUGGAACCGGUUUAUUUCUACAUAUACACGCUCUUUGGACUGCAGACCGUAUAUGUAAUGGCCCUGUACAUUAUCAGCUGGCUGCUCAGCGGUACCUGGGUUUCAGGAUUAUUAGCGGCUUUAUGGUACAUUGUGAACAGAAUUGACACUACAAGAGUUGAAUUCACCAUUCCACUGAGAGAAAACUGGGCGCUGCCAUUUUUUGCUCUCCAAAUAGCAGGAAUUACUUGUUUUCUUAGACCGAAUUUAUCAUCUUUUAGGCAGAGAGUUUCCCUGUUCGUGGUUUUUCUCUCAACGUUCAUAUUCAGUCUUACCUGGCAGUUUAAUCAGUUUAUUCUGCUUAUACAAGCUAUUGGGCUUUUUCUUCUGGACUGCUUGGACCUUGUGCCUUCCUCUAAGGUGACAAAACUAUACAUGACACAGGUCCUUUCACUCUUCCUGGUCUGUGUGCUGCAAUUUUUGAAUACCAUGAUUCUGGGAUCCUUGCUACUUAGCUUCAUUAUGGCUGCAGUUAUAGCAAGGAAAGUGCAGAGAGGCCUUAAAAAUGGAGAUCUUCUAAGAAGAAUUCUGAAUCUCUGCCUCCAUGGGAUCCUCGUUCUGUUUCUGACCGGCAUCAUAAAUAAGGCAAUUAAGAAAAUCCUCAAUUUACAAGCAGAUGAACACAUUUUUAAAUUCAUUCAAGCGAAGCUGGGAUUUGGAUCGAGGGAUUUCGAUGCCAGUCUGUAUCUGUGUGAAGAACCGUUCCGCCUGCUCCCUUUUGAUACGUUUCAAAGGCUCUCUGAUACUCUGAUGUUCUACCCUUAUAUUUUUGCUCUCUUCAUCCUAACGAUCACUGCCACAAUGACAGUGUUUCACAACCUCAGCAGUUCAUCAAAUGGGAAACGCAAGGAAAAAAAGACAAAUUAUCUAAAGCCAGAUAUUUCAUUCAAUUUGAUGCAUACGCUUCUGUUUGGAUGCUUGGGCCUUAGCACAAUGAGGAUGAAGUACCUUUGGACAUCUCAUAUGUGCAGUUUUGCUUCUUUCGGACUCAUUAGUUUGGAAGUUUGGGGACUCGUGUUGAAGUGUUUUAGACUUUACACCCCACAGAGGACAAAUGUGAUUAGAUAUUGUGUGUCCAUCACGCUAAUAAUAUAUUUAAUAUUUAAGUUUUGGCCGCGGCUAUCGGAGGAGCUUUCUGAACUGAGAGAAUUCCAUGAUCCGGAUACUGUGCAGUUAAUGAGCUGGAUCAAGUCUAACACUCCAAGGAAUGCCGUGUUUGCAGGGAGCAUGCAGCUUCUGGCUGGGGUCAAGCUGUGCACAGGGAGAAUUCUAACCAAUCACCCCCAUUAUGAAGACAAGAGUCUCCGCGAUCGGACAAAGCAGGUGUACCAGAUCUAUGCAAAGAGAUCCCCCGAAGAGGUUCACAGUAUACUGAGGUCGUUCAGAACGGAUUAUAUGAUUCUGGAGGACAGUAUAUGUUAUGAAAGGCGUCAUGGGCGGGGAUGCCGUUUACGGGACCUACUCGAUGUUGACAAUGGACAUAUCAUGGAUGGACCUGGUGACAACGAUCCUGAUUUAAAGCCAUCCCCGUCUCCUCGUUUCUGCGAUGAAAUAAAGAGAGACAACCCAUCCUAUACCAAUUACUUCACCAGGGUCUUUAAAAACAAAACCUUCCAUGUCUACAGACUGGCAAAAAAGUCUAGCGUUAAAUAGCUUGUGCCAACCAACCGGAGUCUGUGAUGAAUGUGAUAUCUGGGGA